Messenger RNA from Hibiscus syriacus, 1302 nucleotides. Its product is annotated as geranylgeranyl pyrophosphate synthase, chloroplastic-like. Gene Ontology annotation, molecular function: geranylgeranyl diphosphate synthase activity. The transcript has 2 exons. NCBI's taxonomy places the organism in Eukaryota, Viridiplantae, Streptophyta, Magnoliopsida, Malvales, Malvaceae. Bases 128 to 1237 code for a protein of 369 amino acids. Gene Ontology annotation, biological process: isoprenoid biosynthetic process. The record is from RefSeq and is a predicted model, not a curated record.
UGGAUUGUGGAAAUUGCAUUAAAUUUCUCAUUUUUUUAGCUGAAUCCUUGAACUUCUUUCCAUGUUCAAUAACCCCUUCUUUUAAUAGGAAAAACCCAAUCUUUCAAGUACCAAGAGAGGAAAAACAAUGGCUUCACUGAAUCUGGGUUCUUUGGUUCAAUCUUACUCCAGUUUCAACCAAGUUUCCAUGUCCAAGUAUUCUCCUUUAUCCAUAUCCUUUCCCUUCAAUUUCUCGAAGAAUUUUUCUUCAACCCCCAAAACCCCCUGCUUUGCUUCUCUUCCUAUGAUUUCAUCGGUCCUUACCAAAGAAGACACUGUCAAGGAAGAAGAACCAUGCCCUCAAAUACCAAGUUUUGAUUUCAAAUCAUACAUGGUUCACAAGGCCAACUCGGUUAACCAAGCCAUGGAGUCAGCUGUUUCACUCCAUGACCCUGUUAAAAUCCAUGAAGCAAUGCGUUACUCUCUUUUAGCCGGCGGCAAAAGGGUCCGUCCUGUGUUUUGUCUAGCCGCCUGUGACCUCGUUGGUGGCCAAGAAUCCAUGGCUAUGCCGGCGGCUUGUGCUGUCGAAAUGAUACACACCAUGUCUCUAAUCCACGACGAUCUUCCUUGCAUGGACAACGACGAUCUCCGUAGAGGCAAACCGACUAAUCACAAGGUUUUCGGUGAAGAUAUAGCUGUAUUAGCAGGGGAUGCUCUUUUGGCAUUCGCUUUUGAACAUAUAGCUGUUGCCACGGAUGGUGUUACGCCUGGUAGACUCGUGAGAGCAAUCGGGGAAUUAGCUAAAUCCAUCGGAGCUGAAGGGUUGGUGGCUGGACAAAUUGUGGAUAUCACCAGUGAGGGUCUAACCGAUGUGGGAUUGAAUCAUUUAGAGUUCAUCCAUGUUCACAAAACCGCUGCUUUGCUUGAAGCAGCCGUGGUAUUAGGGGCAAUUCUUGGAGGUGGAUGUGAUGAAGAUGUGGAGAAGUUGAGGAAAUUUGCAAGGAACAUUGGGCUGUUGUUUCAAGUUGUGGAUGACAUUCUUGAUGUAACGAUGUCAUCCAAAGAAUUAGGGAAAACUGCAGGGAAAGAUUUGGUUGCUGACAAGGUCACUUACCCUAAGUUGAUGGGGAUAGACAAAUCAAGAGAGCUUGCAGAGAAGUUGAAGAAUGAUGCAUUAGAGAUGAUUCAAGGAUUUGAUCCUGAGAAAUCUGCACCCUUGAUUGCUUUAGCUAAUUAUAUAGCUUACAGGCAAAACUAGUUGCCUAUUGUAUUUCAAUGAGAAUUUCCUUGUACUGUUGUAAAACUCUCAUCCAAUUGUAGAUU